This is a messenger RNA of Oryza brachyantha (malo sina), 1641 nucleotides long. RefSeq names its product aspartic proteinase CDR1-like. The record is from RefSeq and is a predicted model, not a curated record. Lineage: Eukaryota; Viridiplantae; Streptophyta; Magnoliopsida; Poales; Poaceae. Gene Ontology annotation, cellular component: extracellular region. The transcript has 2 exons.
AUGGGCUGUGGAACCACCGCCCAGUUUUCAGCAACUCUUGUAGCUAGUUUACCCUUCCUUUCAAUUCGCUGAAAUCUUCACAACAUGUUGUUUUCUCAUCUCCCUUCCACUGUCCUUGUUAGCAUUGCCGCACUAGCAGUCGCUGCGCGGUUCAUCUCCGGCGAUUCAACCGUCGUGGUCCACGAGCCAGCUGCUGCUGCUCCUUCCGACGAGGCUUCCAUCGAUGGCGGCGGCGGGUUUUCCCUCCCGCUCGUUCGCCGGAGGUUCACUACCAGCACGCUAGAUGUUGUCAAAGAGGAGAACCAGCUGCCCGCACCGUCGCAUGACGGCGGCGAUGAUCACGUCGCCAUUGCCGGCGAGAAGAAGCUCCUGGUGCCGCUGUACGGCCGGUCCCAGAGAAGCACCUACCUCGUGCAGCUCCGCAUCGGCACGCCCACGGAUCAUCAGAUCCUUCCCUGCAGGUACGUCCUCUUCGACACCGGCAGCGACCUCUCGUGGACGCAGUGCGAUCCCUGCACGAGCUGCUCCUCCGCACCUUACCCACCCCAUGACACCUCGAAGUCCCUCACGUUCCGUCGCCUCUCCCGCCUCGAUCCGAUGUGCGAGGCGUGCUCUGCCAAUGGAGGGCGCCGGUGCCUGUUCAAGCGGCGCUACGGCGAUGGCGGCACCGUGUCAGGUGACCUAGUGUCAGACAUCUUCCGCUUUAGCCUGACAGGAGACGACGACGACGGCGACCAGUUCGAGCGAGACGUCGUCUUCGGCUGCGCGACCGUCGAGGAUUGCAGAGCUGUUAGAGGCUACAGCACCGGCAUUCUCGCGCUUGGCAAUGGCAGGCCAUCGUUCGUGGCACAGCUCGGUGUGGAUAGAUUCUCCUACUGCAUCCCAGCAUCAGAAGACGUCGACGACGAAAGAUCGGCGAGCUACCUCCGGUUUGGUUCCCAUGCAAGAACGACGGGGAAGAGGGCCCCGUUCAGGCAGGACGGCAGUGGCUACGCCGUUCGCCUGAAGAGCGUGGUGUACCAGCAAGGGAGCCGCCUGAAUCAGCAGCAACCUGUCCCCAUAUUUGCCGGAGCCGGAGAAGAAGCCGCCGCCGCCAUGCCGAUGCUGGUGGACUCCGGAACCACGCUGCUCUGGCUACCGGGCAGCGUCUUCUACCCUCUGCAGAGGAGGAUCGAGGAGGACAUCUCUCUGAAGAGGCGGUACGACCUCGCCCGUCCCAGCAUCUACUGCUACACCGGGAACAUGUCGGACGUUGAGGCAGUGUCAGUGACGCUCAGCUUCGAUGGGGGCGUGGACUUGGAGCUGUUUGGCAACGCGCUGUUCUUUGCUGAUGAGGGUGAUGGUGAUGGAGAUGAUUGGGUUUGUUUGGCUGCUGCUGCAGGGAACAGGGCGAUACUGGGCGUGUAUCCUCCGCGUAAUGUUAAUGUGGGCUAUGAUCUAUCCAGUAUGGAGAUUGCAUUUGAUCAUGAUCACUGUAGUGUGAUAGUAACUUGAUUGGGACGAAUAUAAGUUCUAUGGCAAUGUUGUUUAUCUUUUCGUGCAGCAAUUCUAGAUUCAGUUUUUUUUCCACUCCUCUCUUAUGUUUGCAUGUAUAUGCAAGUUUAUCAGCAGUUGCAAGAUAUGAAAUUGAUGGAGGUUCAU